Erigeron canadensis is the source of this 1622-nucleotide messenger RNA. RefSeq names its product ribonuclease 3-like protein 3. The transcript has 4 exons. NCBI's taxonomy places the organism in Eukaryota, Viridiplantae, Streptophyta, Magnoliopsida, Asterales, Asteraceae. Gene Ontology annotation, biological process: siRNA processing. Gene Ontology annotation, cellular component: nucleus; cytoplasm. The coding region runs from base 768 to 1538 and encodes 256 amino acids. Gene Ontology annotation, molecular function: RNA binding; ribonuclease III activity. The record is from RefSeq and is a predicted model, not a curated record.
UGCAUCAUAGCUCCCACGCCCGUUCGUUUGUAAAAAGAAAAGAAAAAAACCAGGGUUACUUCGUACGUUGUAGAAAACUAGAAAAUAAGCUAAAGCCAGACGGCACAUCCCGGCGAUUCAUUACACAACAGAGAGAGUAUCCAUCAAAAAACAAGAUCAAAGUUGUGUUGGUGUAAUGGCGGCGCUCAUAAAAAACAGAUAUUGAAUGUAAGUACCAAAUGAAAUCUUGUAUGGAAUUGAAUUCGAUGGGAUCGUCAUGUUCGUGGUGGCAGUCACUUUUCUCUUCAUCCAAUGUUCACUGUUUCAAACGCCUCCAACAAUACGGGGAAAAAUAUUAAAGUUUCAGUAUUUUACAUAAGACUACAUUACACAUCGAAAACUUCACAGAUGGAAGACGCAUACACUGCCCUAAGCGGUCGCUGGUCCUGGUUGGUAGAUGCGCUGGAUUUACCUUUCACUUGAUAGGCUUGUAGGGGUUGCUGGAAUUUUAGAUUUUGAAGUUUGAUAACUUUUGUAGUGCUUUGUUGUGGCAAUUUCCCUUAUGUAAUAUGUGGGUUUAGUCAAGAUGGAAGAGUGAUCACACUAUAAGCAUUAAUGACAUCAAGGAGAGUAAGUAACAAAUUAGGUAUAUAUGGUGUGAAACUAGUUGUAUUUCGUUUAACAAGGAAUACUCUUUCAAGACUAUUCGUAGUGAUUUCAAAUACUAUGUAACUUAAUCAGUUUCAUCUGGCAAGUUUUUAACAGCAAUUCAAGCCAAAGUUAAGGUAAUGAGAUCAUCAUCACAAGAGAAUAAAGCAUUAGCAAGUCUUAAAGAGAUGGAGAAGGUUAUAGGGUAUAAGUUCAAGAAAAAGGAUUUGUUGCAACAAGCGUUUACACAUCCAAGUUAUCAAGGAGCUGAAUCAUAUGAAAGACUCGAGUAUGUUGGUGAUUCCAUUCUAAAUUUUCUAAUCAGUAAACAACAGUUCUUUAUGUACCCGAAUCUCCCACCAGGGUCAUUGACUGCACUUCGAGCUGCCAACGUUGACACUGAGAAGCUAGCGCGUGUAGCAGUUAAAUAUAACUUUCAUAAGUACCUACGCCACGAGAAUCCAAUGCUUAGCAAGCAGAUUCGAGUGUUUACGAGUGCUCUUGAAAAGUAUCCCUUUCAUUCAUUUGGGUUAAUUGAUGCUCCAAAGACUUUAGCCGAUAUUGUUGAAUCCACAAUAGGAGCUAUCUACGUUGACAGCAAUUCUUCAAUUGAUACCACAUGGGAGGUAGCUAAAGUUCUACUCGAGCCCAUGAUCACUCCUGAAAUGCUCCAACACAAUCCAGUAAGGAAGCUCAAUGAACUCUGUCACAAAAAGAAACUGAAGAUACGAUUCAGAGACAAAUGGUCAAAACAAGGAGUGUAUGAAGUUUUUAUUGAUAAUCAACUUAAAGGAAGAGGCGAGUACAAAGCCAAGAAGGAAAUUGCGUUGAAUAGAGCAGCUGAGGAUGCAUGUAACAACAUUUUGAACAGCGUGAAUGCUAAAAGCAAUGUAACUGAAAGUGAAGAAUAGGUAACUCGUAUAUUCAUAUUGACAUCUCCUUUUAGAACGUUAACAAAUUUAAAAUUCAUAUUUCAAUUACUUCCAACUUAGUUA